AUGGAUGGUUUAAUCAAGAAAGAAGGAAAUAUUGGUGUUUAUUAUCCUGAUACUUAUGAUGAUAACUCUAUUCAUGGCAUUCGGGCAGUCUGCCAAAAACCAGAGUGUCAACAAAAGGAAAAAGAAUUAUACGAAGCCGAGGAGAGGAAAUUUAACGAUAAGAUAAAUAAAGACAAAGGGCAAAAAGAAAGUUACAAAAACACUAAAAAGCAAGCCGAAGAGAAAUUAAAUAAUCUUCAACAGCAAAGAAUUAACCAAACUUUUACUUGUCGUGGUACUUGCGGUAAAUUUAUUGGUUUAAAUGAAAAAGCUUAUACGUGA
This is a messenger RNA of Ambispora gerdemannii, 321 nucleotides long. Lineage: Eukaryota; Fungi; Glomeromycota; Glomeromycetes; Archaeosporales; Ambisporaceae. The record is from the annotation of a GenBank genome assembly.